This is a messenger RNA of Rotaria sordida, 1015 nucleotides long. NCBI's taxonomy places the organism in Eukaryota, Metazoa, Rotifera, Eurotatoria, Philodinida, Philodinidae. The record is from the annotation of a GenBank genome assembly.
ACUUGAUAUAUUCUCUUGAUGAAUUUACUUUUAAUUUCAUCAAUAGACUAUAAAACAAUGAUCAAUGUUCUUAAUCGAAAUAGUUUUAUUGUUUAAUAUUAAAAUAUUUGUUUAGGUUGAUUUACGUGCUUCAUCAUUAAAUUCAAAUGAUUGUUUUGUUCUAUUUACUUCACAAUGUGUUUACAUAUGGUGUGGUAAAGGAUCAACAGGUGAUGAACGUGAAAUGUCAAAAGUUGUAGCUAGUUCAAAAUCGAAAGAACCAAUUAUGGUAUUUGAAGGACAAGAAAAAGAUGAAUUUUGGAGUCAUUUUCCUUCGGGAAAAGAACCAUAUGCAUCUGAUAAACGUCUUAGUGAACAUCAAUCAUCAUUAACUAGUAUAAAUGAUCAUCCGGCAAGACUUUAUGAAGUAUCAAAUGCUAGUGGACGUACAACUGCUAUUGAAAUUCCUAAUUUUACACAGGCUGAUCUUGAUGAAGAUGAUGUAAUGCUAUUGGAUGCAUGGACAAGUAUAUUUUUAUGGAUUGGAAAAAAUUCAAAUAAAACAGAAAUGAAAGAUGCUGAACGAAUUGCUUAUGAUUAUUUACGUACUGAUCCAAGUCAUCGUGAUUCAGAUACGCCAAUUAUAAAAACCAAACAAAUGUAUGAACCUAUACAUUUUACUGGUUUUUUUGGUCCAUGGGAUAGAAAUUAUUGGACAUCAAAAUCAUCAUAUGAAGCAACAAAAUCAAUGUUACAGGCUAAUAAUCGACCUGAAAUAUAUGCUGAACUCAUACGAGAAAAACCAGUAAAUAAUACAAAACAAAACAUUUUAAAUCGAGCAACAGUAACUAAAUAUCCAUAUGAAUUAUUAUUAAAACCAGCCGAUGAAUUACCUGAAGAUGUUAAUCCUGAAUUACGAGAAGUUCAUUUAAACGAUGAUGAAUUUCUUCAACGUUUCAAAAUGACUUAUGCUGAAUACACAUCAAAACCAGUCUGGAGACAGAAAGAAUUGAAAAAAAUGGCAAAAUUAUUCUAA